Messenger RNA from Penicillium coprophilum, 4023 nucleotides. Its product is annotated as HECT domain protein. Gene Ontology annotation, molecular function: ubiquitin-protein transferase activity. The coding region runs from base 1 to 4023 and encodes 1340 amino acids. The transcript is spliced from 3 exons. The record is from RefSeq and is a predicted model, not a curated record. NCBI's taxonomy places the organism in Eukaryota, Fungi, Ascomycota, Eurotiomycetes, Eurotiales, Aspergillaceae.
AUGACAAGGCUCCGCGGAGGUUCUAUUGAUGACCCAGCCAUCACGCGAUCCCCCGGCGGGCGAACUCACAGUUAUCGGUCAAAACUCCCACCAAACGCACCGGAUGCGCUCAUACACAACACCAUUGAAGUAUCUGAUCCCUCAAGGGUCCUCCCCCGAUAUCGCGAUGAUCGAAGACGAAAAUUUAAUAGCUUGGUGCGCAGGUACAAAGCUCAACUGCUUCACGGCUGCGAUGAUCCCUCGUGUCGAACCACUACAUGUGCCAGUCACCGCAGAAGACUCAGUGAAGCUCCAUACCGUCGAUAUACGGAACUGAGCGCGAGGACCCUGGCAUGCUACCUCGCUAGCUUAGACGAUGCGGAGACCGGUUUAUGUCUGAAUGUGCCUAAACCUCCACCACAACUAACAGCGGAAGAUUACCAUCGGAUUUCUCUACGUCGAACACGUACACUUGAAGCACAGAUAGCAGCGGCUUACAGAUCACCAAAACUGGAUCAGGACGAUGAAGGCCAGUCGGCUCGCAACAUGUCCGGGCCCACGCAAGAUAGAUCAGCCGACUCAAAAGUGAAAGAAGGGAAUUAUUCACCUCAAAUUCCCUCCGGGGGCAACUAUAUUCAAGACCUCGACCAUACCGCCGAACAGCAACUCAAAGACCCCAAAUCUUUUACACAGAACCUCUUUGAUACAAUCUCACUCCGUAUGGUCGAGUGGCUUCCUCUUCGCCGUUCCCUAGAUGCAUUCGAGUCAACGCUCAAGACACCCGCACCCGCACCGGAAGGUCAUUCAUCCACUGCUGAGAAGCGCCACUUCCAUGUCGACAAAGUUUCAGACAGAGAUCUUAAAAUCCACGGCAGCUCCACACAUGCGCGCCAGCCAAGCUGCCAACCACGUACUCCUUCAUCACGAACCUCGGGAUCUCAGGCCUCCGCAGUUGAGCUCAAGCUUCAGAACCAGCAUGUCAAACGACUAUCAGUCUCCGAGAUCGACCAUUGGCGCCAGAGUCCACGUUCAAGCCUUGACGAUAAAAGGAAACCAGAAUUCAACAAGAAGCUCCCGGUGGCUUCUUCUGAUGAUUUCGUCAGUUUACCCUCACCGCCAGCGUUAAAGCAUCGUCCGCAAAAACACCGCGGAAGAAUUGGAGAUGUCGAUCCAGUACCUUUAAAGGAACAGCGCAAAAGUCAACGGCGUGUCUCCUGGGACAGCCAGAAGUUGCUGGAUGAAGUAUCUCCUAUCAACAGUACGGCAAGCACAGAGCUUAUGUCUUCUCCUCCUUUUCCUCCUUCCGUUGCUCUACCCCCCAGUGAGCACACGAAAAAGCAGGCCUCUGCUGAAAACCCGCUAGACACGAUCCCACUAGCCCAGACAGUCACUCAUCUUACACCCGAGAUCAUCGAUGGCCUGUCACAAGUCAUGAUAGGAUCUGCGGAAGAUGCUGAUUGCUGGAAAGAGGAACUUGAUCGUAUCCAGUGCGCUGGCAGUUUUGAGCAGCCGGAAUGGUGCUUUGCCUCUCUACGUCAGCGUGAAGUAUUUCCGUUCGUUGCUCAAAGUGCAUUCUUCGUGUUCAGCAGCCCCAGUCAGAUCUUGCACUCCUUUAGUAGCGAGUCAACAGAUAUUAUCGGGGCUACUUCCAGUCGUCUGGAUGUUUCCAAUUUGCGUUUAUCACUACAGCGCUUAUUUACAAUCUGCCCUUGGGAUAUUGCACUACAUAGCCUGUGGAGCUCUCUCGGCAAGCUCUUUGUUCCCCCACGGGGGUUCACUUCUUCUGGACGGCCAUCCCGCCGGUCGUCUCGUAGUUCGACCAUGACAGGAGCUGCGCCCCCUCCGGCCGUUCCCCGACGAAUGUCUGAGUCUGCCAAUGAAGAUUAUCUGUCGGAUCCUGAUGCCGCCUACAUUGCCACGAUUGCCUUGUUCACUUUGGUCAGCUUUGUGCCUCAUGUCGACCCGGGGACUUGGAAAGCCGUAGUUCGGAUGCGUGCCGCUGGGUCUGUUGCCUCACUAUCGGAUAUGCGCAAGCUGCCUCCGAAGAAUGCUCAGCAAGCCGUCGAGGUGACAGACAGAUUCGAGCACGAGUUAGGUAUCCGCCUCAUUGGCCGCCUCGUGCAGGCUCUUACUGCACGACUGGCAUACCAUGAAAUAUCAAAGACCUGCCAAGUAUACAGCCUAAACCUACCAAAUCAACGAAAAAUCAGCGUGCUGGACCGCGUGGUUGAUUAUCUUAGUGAGCAUCACAUCUCUCAGACUGCUAGCAACGAUGGGCCCGGUGGGUCCAUUUGCGCAGCCUCCCUCAUUGUUGAGUGGCUUCGGACUCUUUUCCUGCGUGAAUGGGACGGCAACCCUGAAAUGGCUCGGAGCAGCCCAGCCGGUGGUGCCGUUCAUAUUCUAGCCUCAAUGUACAAGGAACGAAAUCGGCUAGGUCUCAUACCCGAAGACUUCCAUACACCUCUUCUCGCAGAGCGGCUGGACCCUUUGGAUAUGCCUGUGGCAUGGGUUGGGGGGCUUCCGAACAACCGAACGAUGCACCUGCUAUCGUACUCUUUCCUUUUUCCUCCAUCUUCCCUUGUGAUAUACUUCCGAGCUUUGAACUAUUCCGCCAUGACUAAGUCCUAUGAGGCUGCUAUGACCACCACGAGACACGUCAAUCAGACUGCCUUCGACCCUAUUCGAAUUUCCGACGGUCAUCGACUCCUCACCCGCAUGAAAACAUCCAUGUCGUCCUAUUUCGUUCUCGUUGUCCGCCGAGAUGAUAUUCUCUCCGGUGCCUUGAGCCAACUAUGGCGGCGUGAAAAGCGCGAACUGAUGCGACCCUUGAAGGUACAAAUGGGCAUGGAUGAAGGAGAAGAAGGGCUUGACCAUGGUGGAGUUCAGCAAGAGUUCUUCCGCUUGCUCAUGGGCCAAGCCUUUGACCCAUCUCAUGGCAUGUUCGUCGUUGACACUCGACACCGCAUGUCUUGGUUCCAACCGUGCUCAUUGGAACCUCUCUACAAGUUUGAACUCAUUGGUCUACUGAUGUCUCUUGCGAUUUACAAUGGCGUGACUCUCCCUGUGAACCUUCCUAUUGCCUUCUACCGCAAAGUGCUGGGCUUGAAGGUGAAGCAUCUAGAACACAUUCGAGAUGGAUGGCCGGAACUAAGCCACGGGCUCGACACUUUAUUGGCAUGGAAAGAUGGCGACGUCGGCGACAUUUUUACCCGAACUUACGAGUUUAGCUUCGAGGCCUUUGGAAGUAUAAAGACAAUCGACAUGCAAAAGAUCAAUAGGGAUACACCGUGGCCUCUUGCUAGCAAAAUCGCCACUCCGGCUCCGGCUUCGAUAUCUAUCGCGGGCUCUAGCGCUUGGAUGGAUGUACCAGCUUACUGCGAUCCUGCGACAUUAAACUCAACAACCUCCAUGACAGCCGAGGAGCUUAAGAAUGUCACAUCCCGCGAGCCUGCCUCGGGCACGGUUGCCAAUUCGGGGUCUGAGUCCAUAUCGCUUCAGUCCCCUGCACUCCCAGCUGAAGAGGCUGCGCUCGUGACCAAUCAGAACCGACAUCAGUUUGUCAGGGAUUACAUCUUCUGGCUUACAGACAAAUCCAUUCGACCACAGUUCGAAGCCUUCCAAAGGGGUUUCAACACAUGUCUGGAUCGAUCGGCUCUGUCCAUGUUUUCCCCAGAAGCCCUCAAAACCGUGGUGGAAGGUAUCCAAUCCAUUGACGUAAAAGAGCUCGAGGACCACACUCGGUACGAGGGUGGAUUUAGCCCUAAUAAUCGUGUCAUUCAUGACUUUUGGGAUAUUGUCCGAACAUAUCCAAAUGAAAAGAGGGCCCAGUUACUUGAAUUCGUUACUGCGAGUGACCGAGUCCCCGUCAACGGGAUCUCGAGCAUUAUGUUUGUGAUCCAAAAAAAUGGCGUUGGAGAUUCACGACUCCCUACCAGCCUGACGUGCUUCGGACGUUUGCUUCUGCCAGAGUACUCGUCAAAGGACACCUUGGCGAAGAAGCUUGACAAGGCCCUCGAAAAUGCCCAAGGGUUUGGCGUUGCAUAG